UGGCGUUGUCCGUACCUAGCUACAAUCGGCCAAAUCUAUUGUAGCAACAUGCUAGUUGCAAACUGCGGCUCAGAACUUCGUUGUCCGUCUGGCAAGGCGCAUUUCUCCACUCCGUCGACAGCCGACGCAGUAGUGGCUAGGUGUCAAGGCUGUUGUCGAAAUUCCGACACGUGGCAAGAGCGUUAGUUGUAAGACUAUCCAGCCAGGAGGAACAGCUCGAAUCUGGCGUGGUCUGCCUCACAAUGGCUCUCGUGAUCGACAGGAUGUUUGACGAGUACCAACAGUACAUGGAAGACCACCGAGAUCGGAGGAGCUUGAACUUUCCGCUGGUGAAUACGGUAUGGCCGGUGGUGACGAUCAUAGCCACGUACCUGUAUGUGGUUCUAAGGGCUGGACCAAAGUACAUGGAGCAGCGGAAGCCAUAUGAUCUGAAGACUGUGAUCAGGAUAUACAACAUAGUGCAAGUAGUUGCCAAUGGGGGUUACUUCAUCGCAGUUAUGUACCUCAUGCUACGCUGGGAAAACUUUUCAUUCAAAUGUCAACCAGUAAACUACAGUGAAUCCAAGCAAGGAUAUGAAGAGCUAUACUUAUCGUACGGAUAUUUCCUGUUGAAAGUGCUAGAUUUAGCAGAUACAGUAUUUUUCGUUUUACGUAAAAAACAAUCACACGUAUCGUUUCUGCAUGUGUAUCACCAUGCGGUUAUGGUGACAUUGAGUUUCUUGGCUGUGAUAUUUGUUCCAGGUGGCCACGUCAUCAUGCUCGGCGUAUGGAACUCUCUGGUGCACGCCGUAAUGUACUUCUACUACUAUCUCGCCUCGUACGGAAAUCAGAAUUCCUGGAAGAAAUAUUUGACCCGACUACAGUUGGUGCAGUUUAUUCACAUGGGCUUCCACUUCGGGCGACCGGCCUUGAUGGGACUAAAUUGUGGAUUUCCGAGGAUCUGGCACUGGGUUGGAUUCCUUCAGGCGGUGUUCAUACUGGGAAUGUUUCUGGACUUUUACGUAAAGGCGUACGUUUCGAAGAGUCGAGGAAGCGCCAAGAAGAUAACAUAGGUUUUUGAGUUUAGAUAUUGUUUUAAUGAUCCAAUGUGUAACGAAGAAAAUAAAACAAAUAUUAUUUUUUGUUAAAAUUUGUUUCUAGAUGGUCACAAAAAACUUGAAGCUAGAGCUCCAAUGACCAACGGUUCUAAAAGAAUGAUUAAUAUGUCUAAACACAUAGACACAUGGUCCUGGUUUAGAAUUUCAGGAGUCCCACAAAAAUGUGUUAGCGCACGAAACAUUUCUUUG
Messenger RNA from Aedes albopictus (Asian tiger mosquito), 1286 nucleotides. Its product is annotated as elongation of very long chain fatty acids protein AAEL008004. NCBI's taxonomy places the organism in Eukaryota, Metazoa, Arthropoda, Insecta, Diptera, Culicidae. Gene Ontology annotation, biological process: fatty acid elongation, monounsaturated fatty acid; fatty acid elongation, saturated fatty acid; very long-chain fatty acid biosynthetic process. The record is from RefSeq and is a predicted model, not a curated record. Gene Ontology annotation, cellular component: endoplasmic reticulum membrane. The coding region runs from base 243 to 1052 and encodes 269 amino acids. The transcript is spliced from 5 exons. Gene Ontology annotation, molecular function: fatty acid elongase activity.